Messenger RNA from Syzygium oleosum, 459 nucleotides. RefSeq lists its product as uncharacterized. The coding region runs from base 1 to 459 and encodes 152 amino acids. Lineage: Eukaryota; Viridiplantae; Streptophyta; Magnoliopsida; Myrtales; Myrtaceae. Gene Ontology annotation, cellular component: cytoplasm. The record is from RefSeq and is a predicted model, not a curated record. The transcript has a single exon.
AUGGAAUUCCGUUGCUUCGUUAGGAAUAAGCUCCUGGUUGGGAUCUGUCAACGUGAGGUUACCACGUUUUACCCGGUCCUCAUCGAGAAGAAGGACCAUCUUAAGGUUUUGAUCGAGGAUUUCUUUGAAAGUGAAGUAUUUUCGAACUUUGAAUUGGAUAAUUACACGUUUGAUGUUUAUGUAACAAAUGAUGGGAGGGUUAAGGUACUGGAUUUCAACCCUUGGGGGGCGUUUACGCUGCCGCUCCUCUUUUCAUGGGAUGAACUAAGUGAAGGGGAUGAUGAAGGCAUGGAUUUUAGAAUUGUAGAGAGUCGGUGUGUGGUUCAACCCAGUUUGAAAACGGCGGUGCCGUAUGAUUACUUGGAUACGAGUCCGGGGAGCGGUUGGGACCAAUUCCUGAGAAAUGACGACAAAGAGCUGAGGAGACAAACUGAGGAGUCUCCGGAAGCCAGUGCUUAG